This is a messenger RNA of Aspergillus caelatus, 894 nucleotides long. RefSeq lists its product as uncharacterized. Bases 1 to 894 code for a protein of 297 amino acids. The transcript has 3 exons. The record is from RefSeq and is a predicted model, not a curated record. NCBI's taxonomy places the organism in Eukaryota, Fungi, Ascomycota, Eurotiomycetes, Eurotiales, Aspergillaceae.
AUGACCCUCUUCACCCCUCGAGCGACAGGACCUAGCAGCAUUGACCUGCCACCACCGUCUCCGAUGCCGACAAAGCCAAUCAACCAUGACUUUGCUCGUCGAUACAAAACUUGGUUUGGACCUGCAAGUGACUGCGGUUACUGGGGCGAUAGCGGGACAUACGGUUGUGACGACAACUACAUCUGCCGAUUCCAUUCAUCGCAUGCCGGCUAUCCCGGAAUGAUGGGCUGCUGUUCCAAGGGCCCUGCUGGGCCAUGCAACGGAUUCUUUAGUACUUGUUACGGCCGCCACGAGAUAUCCAAAACCCCGUCUUUGCUGUCUUCGACAGACGAUUUCUUUGCAAUGUUCUGCACCAAGGAUGAUUCUCCAUAUUGCUUGCCCUGGAACUGGCCUGAGAUAGGCGUUUCCGCGUUCGAAUGUACCAAUUUCACUCUGAGUGAAACCGCUACGAUAGAAACCUUCUUCACGCACACAAACAUCGCAGGGUUCGGUAAAACAGCAGUGUUUGUCGUGUCAAUAUCAUGGAUUGAGGAUCCUGAAAUGAUUACACGUUUGGACUUCAAACCUACAAAACCUGCAACAUCCCAGUCGUCUCGAUCAACGGCUACAAACACAUCGGAGUCCUCUUCGGAGCCCUCUCCGAUCCUGGUCGGUGUAUUGGUUGGGAGUGUUGUUGGGAGUUUUGCGUCGCUUUCUGCUACGGUGAUCAUUCUCUGGAUGUUGCGAAAGGGGAGACUAUCCAAGGAUAAAACUAGCAAAAGCCCAAUGGACUGGAUGGUGAUUCAGUACCUUAGUCCUCGGACUGAACCUGAGUCUCGUGGUAUUGACGAACAUGGUUGUUUACGUUCACCUGUGGUAUCUGAGGUAUCUGCGGGAAGUAUGGAUCGUUGCUAG